CGAGGACCCCGUGGAGACAGUGGACCUGCCGGCGGUGCCCUCCCCGACGCCCCUGGAGGGGGGAGCGGCCAGCAGGCCGCCGGGCGGCCCUGGCCACAUGGUCGGCCACGGCCAGCGCGACACGCUGGCCGUGGCCGACGCCGGCGCCGGAGGCACCGACCGCAACAGCUCCACCGGGAACAAGAGCAGGCCGUCCGGUCCGUCCGAGCUCGACCCCGCCACCCAGGACACCACGGCAUCUCGGAUGUCCAAGCUCGGCACAUGGCUCUGGAAGUCGCUGAAGAGCGGGCCGACCCAGACGGCGCGCCACACGCUGUGGGGCAGGGUCAGCAGGAACGGCGGCGGGGAGCAGAGCAGCGGCCUCGCGACCAUGGUCACGAGCACACAGUUCGAGCUGACCAUGGCUGUCGUCAUCUUGACGAACGCGCUGUGCAUCUGCGCGGAGGCCCAGUACAACGGCAUGGAUUCCGGCUACCGCGCCGGAGUGGCGCCACGCGAGUCGCAGCCCGCUGACAUGGCCUGGCCUGGGGCCGCCGCCGUCUUCCUGGGGAUCGAGUGGUUCUAUGGGAUAUUGUUUACCUCGGAGCUCCUGCUCAAAAUAGUGGCCGUGCCGAGGAAGACCCUGAAGGACUCGUGGAGCCUGAUCGACGCCCUCGUUGUCGGUUUCUUCUGGAUCGAGGCGCUCUCGAGCGACCUCCCCUUCCCGCCGACCUUGAUCCGCUUGGCACGGAUGGCGCGGCUGCUGCGAUUCCUCAGGGUCGUGAAGACGAUCAGAGGUUUCGCCUCGCUCUACUUGAUGCUGCAGUCGAUCAAGGGGAGUGUGUCAGCCCUGGGGUGGUCCAGCGUCGUGCUGCUGUUGGGCGAGAUGAUGAUAGCGUUGUCGCUCAAUUUGUUUUUGAGUGAUUAUUGGGAAAGCGAUGAGUGGACCCAGCAGGAGAGGGAGAGGCUCUACGGGGCCGGCGGAUUUCGGCACUUUUUCCAAGUCGCUGCUGACAAUGAUCGAGAUGCUGCUGGGCAACUGGUUCACCAUCACACGCAUUCUCGUCCCCUUCAACGAGUUGUUCAUGCUUUUUGGCAUCUGCCAUCAGCUGGUCUUCGGGUUCGCAGUGAUCGAAGUUAUUUCGGGCGUGUUCCUCAACGAAACGUUCAAAGUCGCGGCCCUGGACGAUAGUAUCAUGAUGAACGAGGUCAGGAGAGCUGCGAAGGCGGAAAGUGCUAAACUGACAGAGUUCUUCAAGCAGGCAGACGUGGACGGUAGUGGACUGGUGGACCAGAGAGAACUCAUGAAGGUGAUGGAAAACAAGAAGGUGGAAGAGUGGUUGAGCGCUAUGGGUCUAGACAUGUCCGACAUCGAUACAGUAUUUCGCAUGUUGGACAAGGACGGUGAUGGGUAUCUCACACCAGAGGAGUUGGUGGAAGGCGCUGCCAUAAUGAAAAAGCCCGCAAGGGCGAUGGACCUCGUAGCUGUGCAAUCGGUACUAGAGGAUGUGAGCGCGCGCGUUGCUGCUUUGACAAAGUAGGCAACAGCCAACACCUCCAAUUUACGGGUAGUGGGCAGUAGUUCCCGCUUGGCACUACUAAGUAGUGUCGGGCAUGUGGGUUUUCCUUCGCUCGCUGACUCAUUUGGUAGACCGGUGUUUCGUCAAAAGACGCGGGCUAAUCCGAGUG
Prorocentrum cordatum is the source of this 1668-nucleotide messenger RNA. The record is from the annotation of a GenBank genome assembly. NCBI's taxonomy places the organism in Eukaryota, Dinophyceae, Prorocentrales, Prorocentraceae.